UUGUAACAAAAGUGCUGCCCCGCUGCCCCGCAGGCACCCUAGGCCCGCCCGCCGCCAGCUGUCGCCGACAUGGAACCGGUGGCCAGCAACAUCCAGGUCCUCCUGCAGGCGGCCGAGUACCUGGAGCGCCGCGAGAGAGAGGCCGAGCACGGCUACGCGUCCCUGUGCCCGCACCGCAGCCCAGGCCCUGUCCACAGGAGGAAGAAGCGGGCCCUCCAAGCUUCUGGCGCGCUGGACAGUGGGCGGUCUGUGCACAAUGAGCUGGAGAAGCGCAGGAGGGCCCAGCUGAAGCGGUGCCUGGAGCAGCUGAAGCAGCAGAUGCCCCUGGGGGCUGACUGUGCCCGAUAUACCACCCUGAGCCUCCUGCGCAGAGCCAGGGUACACAUCCAGAAGCUGGAGGAGCAAGAGCGACGGGCCCGGCGGCUAAAGGAGAAGCUUCGCAACAGGCAGCAGAGCCUGCAGCAGCAGCUGGAGCAGCUCCAGGCGCCGGCCGGGCCAGGUGAGCGGGAGCGGCUACGGGCAGACAGCUUGGACUCCUCAGGCCUUUCUUCUGAGCGCUGGGACUCAGACCAAGAGGAGCUGGAGGUGGACGUGGAGAGCCUGGUGUUUGGGGGCAAGGCAGAGCUGCUGCGGGGCUUCAGCGCCGGCCAGGAGCACAGCUACUCACACAACUUCUCACGUGGCAACGGUGCCUGGCUAUGACCCUUGUAGCACCAGAGUGGCCUCUGCCCUCUGUUCACAGCAGGCUGACCUAGCCAGGCAGUCCUCCCCAGGCUUCAAGGGCCAUCUGGAGUCACCUGUUUGUUAGAAUGAACUAAAAGGACCUAUGUGCACAGGCACGCCCUACUACCCCUGGGCUGGCAGCCAGGCAGUCCCUGAGGCGGGGCUGUACUCGGACCACCCCUGAGCCCUGCAGGGCAGGCAGCUUGGGCCUGGGUUGCCCUUCCAGGUGUUUUCUGUAGCACUUGGCUCUCCUGCCCCCAAGGGGGCAGGAAGCCUCUUGGACCCUUGUUUUCUACCAGGACAAGGCCUCCUGGCCUCUGCCCCACAGAUACUGUAUUUUCAUUAAAAACCUCUUUUUUAAACUUCCUCUGUCCAUGGUCUUGCCUGAUGAAAAAGGGGAACUCCCAGUCACAGACCAAACUGGAAAAGAGGAAAUAAGAGCAGCCACCACCAGGAACACUUAAUCCUUCCAGCUCUGAGGCAGUUCUGCCCACCCACUGGCAGAGGCUGAGGGGU
This is a messenger RNA of Loxodonta africana (African savanna elephant), 1239 nucleotides long. RefSeq names its product MAX dimerization protein 3 (gene MXD3). Gene Ontology annotation, biological process: regulation of transcription by RNA polymerase II. NCBI's taxonomy places the organism in Eukaryota, Metazoa, Chordata, Mammalia, Proboscidea, Elephantidae. Gene Ontology annotation, molecular function: protein dimerization activity; RNA polymerase II cis-regulatory region sequence-specific DNA binding; DNA-binding transcription factor activity, RNA polymerase II-specific. The coding region runs from base 70 to 702 and encodes 210 amino acids. The record is from RefSeq and is a predicted model, not a curated record. The transcript is spliced from 6 exons.